UUCCCGUCAAAUGAACCCACCCUGUCCUCUCCCUCCCUCUUACCGCGUCAUCGAGGCCUUGAGGGCUCUGCACGCAAACACAGACCAGGGCGAAAACGAAAAGGGCAAAGCGCUCCUCCCACGAGGCCGCGACAGAUCGCGCGCACCGGCGUCUUAGCGGCAGCGCCAAGCAAGUGGCCGUUGCCAUCGGCGGAGACGAGACGGGGCGGGAGGAGUUUUUUCUUUGUUUGUUUGGGUUUGGUUAGGCGGAUGAGAUGCCGCUGCGCCGAAAGGUGAGGCCCGCGGGCGCGGGUGCGGCGGCGCGGCGGGCGGCGCUGCGGUGGUGGCUGCUCUCCCUCGCCGCUGCAGGCGCCACCGUCACCUCCGCCGCCGCGCUGCUCGCCGUCGCCCUCCACGUCUCCUCCGCUGCCUCCUCCGCCUUCGCCGGCGCGCCCUACCGCCUCUCCCAGCAGCCGAGGGAGGUCGAGGAGCUGCGCUGGGAGCAGGAGUUUGCGCCGCCGCAGUCGCGAAAGCUGGACGGCGCGGCCGACGACGCGGCGGACAAGAGGUUGUGGCUGCCGGCGCCGUCGCGGGGGUUCGUGCCCUGCGUCGCGCCGUCGCCGGAGUACAAAAGCCCGGGGGCCUCGAGGGGGUUCCUGCUCGUACACACCAAUGGCGGGCUCAACCAGAUGCGCGCUGGGAUCAGUGAUAUGGUAGCAGUUGCGCGCAUACUCAAUGCUUCGCUCAUCAUUCCGGAGCUUGAUAAGAAAUCAUUCUGGCAUGACAAAAGCAACUUUUCAGAUGUCUUUGACGAAGAACACUUCAUACAUUCUUUGGUUAAUGAUGUGAAAGUUGAGAAAAAGUUGCCCAAGGAUUUGAUGAAAGCUCCAAAGUCUGUUAGGUACUUCAAGAGUUGGUCUGGAGUAGAUUAUUACCAGGAUGAGAUUUCUCUACUAUGGGAUCAUCGCCAGGUCAUUCGUGCUGCCAAGUCAGAUUCUCGCCUUGCAAAUAACUACCUUCCUCCAGACAUUCAAAAGCUUCGUUGCCGGGCCUUUUUCCAGGCACUUAGAUUUGCUCCCCCAAUUGAAGCUUUGGGCAAUCUAUUGGUGGAGAGGAUGAGGUCAUUUGGGCCAUAUAUUGCUUUGCAUCUACGAUAUGAGAAGGAUAUGCUUGCUUUUAGUGGGUGCACAUAUGGCUUAUCACAGACAGAAUCAGAAGAACUUGCAAUGAUCAGAGAAAACACAACCUACUGGAAGGUGAAAGACAUUGAUUCAUCAGAACAAAGAUCCCAUGGCUACUGCCCCUUGACACCAAAGGAAGUUGGCAUGUUUCUUUCUGCCCUAGGAUAUCCAUCAAGCACCCCAAUUUACAUAGCUGCAGGGGAAAUAUAUGGAGGUGAAUCUCAUAUGGUUGAUUUACAAUCACGAUUCCCAAUUCUAAUGAACAAGGAAAAACUUGCUUCAGCUGAAGAACUGCAACCUUUCAGCCAAUAUGCUGCUCAAAUGGCAGCGUUAGACUACAUUGUUUCGGUGGAGAGUGAUGUAUUCAUUCCGUCCUAUUCGGGGAACAUGGCACGGGCUGUUGCAGGUCAUCGGCGUUUUCUUGGCCACAGGAAAACAAUCAGUCCAGACAGGAAAGCGUUAGUUCGCUUGUUUGAUAAAGUCAGCAACGGAGUACUGAAGGAAGGGGAAAUGCUAUCGCAAAGGAUAAUAGACAUCCACCGGAGAAGACAAGGCUCUCCACGGAAACGAAAAGGCCCUGUCCCGGGCACGAAAGGCAAAGAUAGGUUUCGGUCAGAAGAGGCAUUUUAUGAGAACCCUCUUCCCGACUGCUUGUGUCAACCGGGGUCCCCAGCCAGCGAUGAUUCUCUUGUUAGCAUCUAAGCUACGGAACCAAUCAUCCUCGCAGAUCCCGAGAGCCAUUCCCGUGUACAUAGAGCAAUUCAGAAACAGAGAGGAAGCCAGGAGGGUGCACGCUGAUAAAUUCCACAGCAUCAGAACUUUAGCAUCAUCGUCCACCUGUGGCUCAAGUACUGACAUGGUAGCAUGGGCAUGCUCAGAAAUCAGAGGCAGCUGGAGGGAGACAAAAAACAGCUGUACAAGGCUACGGAUGUACUGUAGUUACGUUGCUGUGCAGGUCCACAGAGGUCGUAUAGCUGCUGUUUUUAGGAUCAGGUAAUUAACCACCUGCUUGUAAGUAGAUUGUAGUAAUAAAAAGAAAUAUAGAACAACUGAAGCACCUGGCCAGUGGCGUGGCAUUCGCUUAUUUAUCGCCGGGGACCUCGGGUUGUAUCUCGGUAUCUCAUUUGACAUUUUGUCUCACGUGUAUAGACUCAGAGAAGCUCGUAUAUUAGACUCAGCAGUUGCUA
Phragmites australis (common reed) is the source of this 2347-nucleotide messenger RNA. Its product is annotated as O-fucosyltransferase 7-like. Gene Ontology annotation, cellular component: cytoplasm. Lineage: Eukaryota; Viridiplantae; Streptophyta; Magnoliopsida; Poales; Poaceae. The transcript has 12 exons. The record is from RefSeq and is a predicted model, not a curated record. Bases 255 to 1862 code for a protein of 535 amino acids.